AUGGCAGCGGUCGAAGCGCAGCGGCCCGGCUCGCCGUCGCGCCCCUCGGAGCGCCCAGAGCCCACGGUCCAGCGGCGUCCGACCCCGGCCCGUCUCUGGCCGCCAUGGCUGCCGCCGCGGGCCUUGGGGGCGAAGGGGUCGGGCUGGCUCCGGCGCGGCCCGUGGCCUCCGCUCACCGCCGGCUUCUGCAGCGGGGGACCGGCCGGGGUCGGGCGGCCAGAGCCGGGGUCGCGACCCACCAGCACGCGGCAGCUGGACGGCAUCAGGUCAGCGGCCCUCAGGCGUGCGGGGCUGUUCCCAGGGAAGGUGGCCGGCGGGACCCGGGAAGAGAGAGGGGAGGAGGAGGCCGGGCCGCCGGCCGCGCCACCCCACGCGGAGUACAGCGAGGCUAGGUCAGUGGUCAGCUCCGCCCGCCGCGGAGCCCAGUUUAUCCAUCACAGCGGAUCGGUCUGGCGGAGGGGUCCGACGUGGAGGGAAUCCGCGGAUGCUGCGUUUACAGACGUCCCUUGCCUGGGCCCAGUGGCCUUCGCGACCCUGCAGGACGCACACGGAGGAUUUAAGUGGGGCUACCUGGGAGAACUCCAUGGGGUGUUCCCCACCAUCUUAAUAGAAUUCAGAGAGAGAAUCAUGGUGGUAACUGGAGAAUGUUACUGUCGCACCUCACUCUUGGAUGGAAGCGAAGCAGGUGUGUUUGCUCUUCAGGUCAUGAUGUUGAUCCAGACCCACCCGGUCCCCAUCAUUGCCAUGGUGAACGGCCUGGCCACUGCCGCCGGGUGUCAGCUGGUUGCCAGCUGUGACACUGCUGUGGCGAGUGACAAGUCCUCCUUUGCCACGCCGGGCGUGAACAUCGGGCUCUUAGGCUCCACCCCCGGGGUGGCCUUGGGGAGAGGGGUGCCGAGAAAGGUGGCCUUGGAGAUGCUCUUCACCAGGGAGCCCGUGUCUGCGCGGGAGGCCCUGCGCCACGGGCUGCUGAGCAGGGUGGUGCCGGAGGAGCGGCUGGAGGAGGAGACCGUGCGGAUCGCGAGGAAGGUGGCCUCGCCGAGCCGGCCCGUGCUGUCGCUGGGCAAAGCCGCCUUCUACAGGCAGCUGGCUCAGGACCUCAGGACCGCCUGCCACCUCACCUCCCAGACCUUGGUGGACAACCUGGGCCUGCCGGAUGGCCAGGAGGGGGUCAAGGCCUUCCUCCAGAAGAGGAAGCCCGUCUGGUCACACUGAGCGGCCUCACCAGAGGAACCGGGCGCCGUGAGCCCAGUGGGCAGCGCUCAGGGUUCCCCCGUACCGGCCCCACCCGUGACCUUCCGACCCCCAGACACCACCGCUGCCUAGUGACUGUGGCAGAGCCAGCCUGCUUUUCCGGCCUCAGUCACGUCUCAGUGCACGGGGUCUGGGUUACGGGCCAGCGCUCCCUGGGGAAGGGGUGACCUGGAGAGUCGGGUGCUAACGUGAGCGGAAGGCUGUGAGCACAUAGGAAAGCCCAUGUGUGACGCUCCUUCCCAGGACCUUAGGUGAGGGGAUGCCCCCCCACCAGGGGAGAAGGUGAAGAUAAAACUGAGGCGAGGAGGGAUGAUUUCAGCCCGACUCUGUGACCGGAAAGGGCCCCCAAGGUGGAGGUGGUGCCAGGUGCCCACGACAGAAACAUCGCAGAUCUCCACGAGAUGCUCUCCCCUCUGAAAAUCCUCUUGAUUCUCUUGAGAAAUAAUCAUGCCUCUGGCUUUGGGAUAAUCUUAUGGGGUCUUUUAAAGAUUACCUAUUUAGAGGGACUGGCAAUUUUAACUUCCCAACCAGACUGUAAGCUGGUUGAGAGAAGAAAAUCAGUGAACUCUUUCUUUGAUGCCUGUGCUGAUGGACGUCUAGGAGGUGCCUGGUGCUUCUGUAAUGAAGGUCCCUGCCACCAGGAUACUGGGAACCCGGACCCUGGGCUAAACCUGAGGAUAAAAGCAUCAGGGAGAGAAAGGAGGGACGCAGAACACACAUUCUCCCCACGAAGGAUCACCUCGUCCGGAAGCAUUUCCAAACUCUGCUCAGCUUCUGGUAAAGAAUCCAGACUAGCCUCAAGCAUUUGAGUUCCCCAAAGGUGGUUUAGGACCUAAACGUCUUACUUUCUGGCUUCUGGUCCAGUUAGGCCCCAGAAAUGUCCCAGACCUCUCCUCCACCAGCUCACACCCGGGGCUGAUCAUGUUUUUUAAGGCCAAUUUUUUUUUUUACCUAUGAAUAGAGUGGCCGUAAAUGUAAUUAGUAGCAAAGACAGAGACCCGUGAGGCUCUACCAGGUGGUUCUCAUUCUAAUCACAGGGCAAGCAGCCCCUGGAAGGGAGGUCCCCUAGUGGGUUUCUAUUGAGAUUGGCCUUUUUUUUUUUUUUCUUUGCCAGAGUUUAGGAAGGUGAAAAAGAGUGUUUUCUUGGAGGGCUUCCCUGGUGGCGCAGUGGUUAAGAAUCCACCUGCCAGUGCAGGGCACACGGGUUCGAGCUCUGGUCAGGGAAAAUCCUACAUGCCACGGAGCAACUAAGUCCGUGCGCCACAACUACUGAAGCCCGCGCGCCUAGAGCCCGUGCCCUGAAACAGGAGAAGCCACCGCGAUGAGAAGCCCGCGCACCGCAACGAAGAGCAGCCCCUGCUCGCCGCAACUAGAGAAAAGCCCGCGCGCAGCAAUGAAGCCCCAACACAGCCAAAAAUAAAUAAAUGUAAAAAAGAAUGUUUUCUUGGAAAGGAGGAGCUUGUUACUGAGAAUGUUCCUCAGAAGAAGAAAGAUCAUCAGAGCCACCAGUCCCUGGAGCCCAGUACACACCAGCACCCCCGUACCUCCUCAUUCAGUCACCACCAGAAUCCAGCAGAGCGGGGCCACCAUCACCGCCAGCUUACAGGUGGAGGCCGGGGAGAGGGAGGGUCCCAGACUCUGCCGAAAAGGCCGUGGAUGCCCUCCACCCCCCCGCCGGCUGCCCACCUUGUCGGGGAGCCUGGGCUGGAGGGAGGCCGGCCUGAAGACCUGACCCCUGCCCCUCAGCUUUCCAGAACACAGGGCUGGACUAAGCGCGACCCCUGGAGGACUUUGCCAGUGCACCGGGGACGUGGGAUUUGACUAUUGGCAAAUCACCAGUGGAGUUUUACUACGAAUCUGAUAAACAACUGUCUGAAACUUCAACCCAGCCUGUGAAGGACUGGCCGUCAUGAUCUGCUCAAAAAUAAUCCGCCAGUGGGGCCCCUGCGGGUUGCCCCCCGUGGGAGUUGCUGUGUGGCUCUUGAUAGAUCCCACAGUGAGGAGAGGGUGUUAUAAACUCCGGGCUUUGGAGAAAGUUAGCAGAGCCUUCUCACACGUUCCAAGGAAAACCAAGUUGCCUUUCCAGUUUCUGUAUGAGCGGCACCAUAGCCUUCAACCAGGAAAUCCUCUGGCCUCUAGGCUGGCUUCCCAACCUGUGAGCUGAAGUGCCUCAGGGACUCGCUAUAAAUCUUAAUAAUCGCCGGAGCAGAAGAUAAUCCAGAAGGAAAAUCUGCUACCCAAACACCAGUGUCAUAUAAUUCGCCCCCAAGGCAAAUACAAAUUGGGGGUUAAUUUGCAUCUCUGCUUCCUUCCACUGGGAUACUGAAUGAAAACUUUCUGAUCACCACCACAGAUGACUGCUUUUGGAAAGCCUCAUGUGUUCAUCUUUCCCUCUGUACCAUUUACUGCUCAGGGAGCUUUGCUGAGCUCAGCCCAGAAGAUCCCACACCAGCAGAUUCAGGGGCUAGAAAGUCAGCGAAAGGGGCCUUUGAUUCUGCAUGGCCUGGGGGAGACAGCAUUCCCAAGGCCGGCCUCAGCCCCCCAAAAAACAAAAAGAUGGCGUGAAUAAAUGACUAAUUUUACACCAACAAAUGGGGGGUCCUGCCAGGAGAUUUAUUGAGCUGAAACUCUUGCCAGGCAGCCCUCGGAAGGAGCUCUCUCUGCUCCCCUGGUAUGUGCAAGGCUCAGAGUAGUUGCAUUGGCCACAGUUGAGCCGGCAUCUAUAUGACUCUGAAUCCCGUGCCUCUGACACCACACCACAGUCCUCCUAAUCUACCGAAAAGAUCACAGUUCCAGCCUGGAGAGACAGACGACCAACACGCUCAAAGGAAACCAGUCAGAAAUGGCAGAGCCAAGGCAACACAGCUUUGCUUACCGAGGGGAUGCAGGAGAAGCACAGAUUCAACCUCGAAGAACACCGAGUUCAAGUCCGAGGAUUGCCACCAUCUAGCUGUGUGACGGUGCAGGUGACGGAGCCUCUUUCAGCACCCAGGUCCCCUUCUGGGACCCUCUUGGCCUCCCGGUUCUGACACUGCAGAUUCUACAGCAAUGGAAACUUGCUGUGAAACUUGAAACAGGUAGCUUUGCUCAGAGAAAAUGCUCUUUUACAAAAGGAGAUGGGCCUCUUUCCCUAGAAGUGGUGAACAGUGAAAACACCUGAUUACAUUGGAGAACGAGAAAUCCAUUACGGAGCCUCAGAGCCUGGGGGCCACACCUGAACCUUUUAAAAAUGUCCGGCUGGGAAGCACCUACCGAGUGAAAUCGGUAAUCAUCCUAAUUUUGUCUUGGGGCCCCCUUUCCUCUCUCCGUCCUCUGAAAACCCACUGCACUAAGCUUUUAAAUUGUUUUAAAAUAUUUGACCAAUGAAUAAUUAUUCUUUCCUGGCAGUCAUCAAGAGGCCAGAGUUCAAAUCAGCCUUAUUGAAG
This is a messenger RNA of Physeter macrocephalus (sperm whale), 4679 nucleotides long. It is a transcript of the gene ECHDC3, whose product is annotated as enoyl-CoA hydratase domain containing 3. Lineage: Eukaryota; Metazoa; Chordata; Mammalia; Artiodactyla; Physeteridae. Gene Ontology annotation, molecular function: hydro-lyase activity. The record is from RefSeq and is a predicted model, not a curated record. The transcript has 5 exons. Gene Ontology annotation, cellular component: mitochondrion. Bases 1 to 1215 code for a protein of 404 amino acids.